Betta splendens (Siamese fighting fish) is the source of this 417-nucleotide messenger RNA. RefSeq names its product insulin-like. NCBI's taxonomy places the organism in Eukaryota, Metazoa, Chordata, Actinopteri, Anabantiformes, Osphronemidae. The record is from RefSeq and is a predicted model, not a curated record. Gene Ontology annotation, cellular component: extracellular region. Gene Ontology annotation, molecular function: hormone activity. The transcript has 2 exons. Bases 35 to 307 code for a protein of 90 amino acids.
CUGGCCGCUGUUUCCCGCUGCUCCAGUCACCACCAUGGCGGCGCUCUGGCUCCACACCACGGUCCUGCUGGUCCUGCUGGCCACGUGGUGCCCAAGCUCCCAAGGCUUCCCCGCCGAGACUCUGUGUGGGGGAGAGCUGGUCGACGCUCUUCAAAUCGUCUGUGGGGAACGGAAUUUUUUCUACACGGCCAGGACGACCGAUGAGGACCCAGUGCAGCCUCAAAGGCAGAGGAGGAGCCUAAACAUCGCAGCUAUGUGCUGCUUUAUGACCUGCACCCUCUCCGACCUGCAGGACUUAUGUCACUGAACAUCCAGUUUCAACGUCAGCAGGAAGAAUCAGUUCACCAGCUGAAGUCUCGCUUUGAAGCCGACUAUUGUCCAGCUUCCUUAAAAAUUAAAUGCUAUUGUAUAAAAGAA